Brassica oleracea var. oleracea is the source of this 2300-nucleotide messenger RNA. RefSeq names its product ABC transporter G family member 18-like. Gene Ontology annotation, cellular component: membrane. Lineage: Eukaryota; Viridiplantae; Streptophyta; Magnoliopsida; Brassicales; Brassicaceae. The record is from RefSeq and is a predicted model, not a curated record. Gene Ontology annotation, molecular function: ATP binding; ABC-type transporter activity; ATP hydrolysis activity. The transcript has 2 exons. The coding region runs from base 160 to 2259 and encodes 699 amino acids.
AUUGAACUUCAGAUAUGUUUUAAGCUCCAGAGAGAAGAUAACUGAAAAUUUAACUCGCUUCCCACAUGCACAUUGAUUCUUCACGGUUAGCUUGAUCAUCUCCAAUAAAUCACCGUUAUAACUGCCGCAAAAGAAAACGCCCUUAACUUGGCUGUCAAGAUGCCACGUGUUGCAGCGGAAUCCCAAGAAAUCUCUCUCGACGGCGGCUGGGAGUCACCAACGCUCGGCGAACUGCUAAAAGAUCUCGAAGACGGUCACCGGAAGAAAGACUCCGGCGAAGAUGCUUCGGUUCAUCACGUAUUGGAUGUCGCUUCCCCUGAAACAAGACCUGUGCCGUUUCUCUUAUCCUUCAACAAUCUCUGUUACGAUGUCAGGGGAAAAGCCGACUCGGUCAAAACUCUACUCAACGAUGUUUCCGGCGAGGUUUGCGACGGCGAUGUCCUUGCCGUUCUCGGUGCAAGCGGAGCCGGUAAGUCCACGUUGAUCGACGCACUGGCGGGACGUGUGAGUAGCUUGAGAGGUACGGUAACUCUAAACGGAGAGAAAGUUUUGAAAAGUCAACUCCUAAAAGUGAUAUCAGCAUACGUCAUGCAAGACGAUCUCUUGUUUCCGAUGCUCACCGUCAAAGAAACACUAAUGUUCGCUUCAGAGUUUCGUCUUCCGAGAAGCUUGUCCAAGUCCAAGAAAAUGGAGCGUGUUGAAGCAUUAAUAGACAAGCUAGGGCUCAGAAACGCGGCGGAUACAAUAAUAGGAGACGAAGGACACCGUGGGGUCUCCGGCGGAGAGCGGCGGCGCGUGUCGAUCGGUGCCGACAUCAUCCACGACCCCAUUGUCUUGUUCCUGGACGAACCUACUUCGGGGUUGGACUCCACCAACGCCUUUAUGGUGGUGCAAGUUCUUAAGCGUAUCGCUCGUAGUGGCAGUAUGGUAAUUAUGUCGAUACAUCAACCUAGCGCUCGUAUCAUAGACUUGCUCGACCGUCUUAUCAUCUUAUCUCGCGGCAAGAGUGUGUUCAGUGGAUAUCCGACAAGUCUUCCUCAGUUCUUGUCUGAUUUCGGACAUCCAGUCCCGGGGAAAGAGAACAUCACAGAGUUUGCACUUGACCUAGUCCGAGAGCUAGAAGGAUCGACCAAAGGAACCGAAGAGUUAGUAGAGUUCAACGAGAAGUGGCAACAGAACCAAUCUCCUCGAGCCACGCCAAUGACCACUCCUUACAAAGCAUUGUCUCUAAAAGAAUCCAUCACUACAAGUGUUUCCAGAGGCAAACUAGUCUCCGGCUCGACCAGCUCCAAGCCCAUCUCAAUGGAGACAGUAUCAUACGCAAACAGGCCAUUGCUCGAGAUAUAUAUAUUAUCCAAACGUUACAUUAAAAACUGGUCCCGCACCCCCGAGCUCAUUAUAACACGGCUCGCUACGGUCCUGGUGACUGGUCUUAUCUUAGCUACUAUAUAUUGGAGGCUGGACAACACUCCACGAGGUGCACAAGAGAGAAUGGCUUUCUUUUCAUUCGCCAUGUCCACAAUGUUCUACACCUGUGCAGACAACCUCCCUGUCUUUAUCCAUGAACGUUACAUUUUCUUGAGAGAGACAACUCACAAUGCAUACAGGACAUACUCAUACGUUAUAUCUCACGUUCUCGUGUCUCUGCCUCAGCUACUCGCUCUCUCCAUUGCAUUUGCUGUUACCACGUUCUGGACAGUUGGUUUAAGCGGUGGACUAGAGAGCUUCUUGUAUUACUGUGUCAUUAUCUACGCAGCCUUUUGGUCUGGUUCCUCUUUCGUUACCUUCAUAUCCGGUCUUAUUCCGAAUGUCAUGAUAAGUUUCAUGGUCACUAUUUCCUAUCUUUCGUACUGUCUACUGAUGGGUGGAUUCUUCAUUAACCGUGAUCGGAUACCGGGUUACUGGAUAUGGUUUCAUUACAUCUCAUUGAUGAAGUAUCCUUAUGAAGCUGUCUUGAUCAAUGAGUUUGAUGACCCAUCUCGAUGUUUUGUAAGAGGAGUUCAAGUAUUUGAUGGUACGCUUUUCGCCAAAGUGCCUGAUGCGAUAAAGGUUAAGAUGUUUGAUACACUGGGUAACUCUUUAGGAACUAAGAUAACGGAGUCCACAUGCUUGAGAACAGGGCCUGACUUGCUUUUGCAGCAAGGUAUAUCUCAGUUGAGCAAAUGGGAUUGCUUGUGGGUUACGUUUGCUUGGGGUAUCUUCUUUAGGAUCUUGUUUUACUUGUCCCUGUUGUUUGGAAGCAAGAAUAAGAGGACGUGAAGGAAUUCCACAAACACAAAGCAAACUUCUAUUGGCCUCAA